AUGGCAGAAACGCGGACGGCGGCGCAGAUGCUAUCCCGGCGUGAGACGCUGCUUACAUCGCUGGGUCGGGCAGAAGCUUUCAUCGAAGGAUAUGUUGCAGAACGGGACCAAGCGCAGGUUUCAGUGCGUCUUCAAUACCUCGACGGCAUCUGGAAUGGGCUCGAAGCUGUGCAGGCGCAGCUCGAGGACAACGAAACUACGGAUGAAGGUAGGGCAGAGCAUGCAUGUGUUCGUGAGCAGUUUGAAUCUCGGCUGUUUGAAAUUAAAGCUAGUCUCCUUGCAAAAUUACCUCCGCUUCCCGUUAUUCAAGACCACAGCCCUCCUCCCAUUCGUAGUUCCUCCACUCUCUCUGGUAUCAAGUUGCCUACGACCUCUUUGCCCGAAUUCGACGGUGAUUAUAUGCAAUGGCUUGCAUUCCACGACACUUUCAUGGCGCUCAUUCACUCGAAUCCGGAGUUGCCGGAUAUUCAGAAGUUCCACUAUCUACGAGCAGCUGUCAAGGGUGAAGCUGCUCAGCUGAUAGAAUCCAUCGGAAUCAGUUCCGUCAACUACGCUUUGGCUUGGAGGACUUUGGAGAGCCGCUACUCUAACGACUAUUUGCUGAAGAAGAGACACCUGCAGGCGCUCUUCGACAUCCCUCGCAUGAAGAAGGAGUCCGCUGCGACGUUGCAUAGCCUGGUGGAUGACUUCGAGCGGCAUACGAAGAUUCUGCAGCAGCUGGGGGAACCAACCGAUUCCUGGAGCGCCAUCUUGGAGCAUCUUCUGUGCACGCGACUGCACGACGACUCACUGAAGGCUUGGGAGGACCACGCGUCAACAGUGGAGAACCCGGACUACGCCUGUCUCAUCGAUUUCCUGCAGAGGAGAACCCGAGUGCUGGAAUCCAUUUCGGUGAAUCACCAUACCGCCGAGUCUUCAAGUGGUCAUUCUCAUUCGUCGAAGAGAAAUCACUCUCAUUCCCAGUUUCGCCUCACUUCUUGCGCAUCGACUACCAGCUCUGGGGGUAAGUGCAGUGCUUGCGGCGAAGCGCACUUCAUCGCGAGGUGUUCUAAGAUUCAAAGCCUUCCGAUGAGAGAUCGACAUAAGUUGGUGACUUCCAAACGGCUAUGCCACAACUGUUUGAGCAGUGGACACUUCGUUCGCAAUUGUUCCUCCACUCUCAACUGUCGCAAAUGUAAUCGACGGCAUCACACUUUUCUCCAUGAAACUGAUUCACGAAAAGCCAGUAGCCAAAAUGCUUCUUCUGGUUCAACAGCAGUCUCGUCAGGGUCAUCUUCCACUCCAUCACCUACGAUCGAACCUUCUACGCAAUCUAUAGUCGCUGCUGCCGAAAAUGCUCCACCUGUCGAGGUCAGUACUGCUCUACAACAGCCCCGUAAGAACGUCUUUCUGCUCACCGUUGUCGUGAAGGUCAUCGGUUCCCACGGUUCGGAAUAUCUCGCUCGCGCUCUCCUGGACAGUGCAUCGCAACCAAACCUCAUCACAGAUCGGAUGGCGAGGAUUCUACGACUACGUCGACAGUCUGCAAAUGUAACGGUCCAAGGGGCAGGUCAGCUUUCGAAAUCGAUCACUGAAUCCGUCUUCGCUCAGGUGCAAUCCAGGAAGGGCAACUUUUCUUGUGGUGUGAAUUUGCUCGUGAUGGAUAAAGUGACCGCCGAUCUUCCGUCGCAAAGCAUUUCCACUGCAGGAUGGAAAAUUCCGGAGGAUCUCUUCAUGGCUGAUCCUUCGUUCAACGAGAGCCAACCAAUAGAUAUGGUUCUAGGCGCCAGGCACUUCUACUCCUUCUUCCCCAGCAACGAACGCAUCCAGCUUGACAGAAACGUCCCACUUCUAGUCAAUAGCGUCUUCGGAUGGAUCGUGGCCGGUACUUCGUAUGCUGGCCCAUCCACGCAGGCAUCGAUGCCAACCGCCUCGUGUAGUGAAGUUGAGAUUUCCAUGGUUUCUCUGGAGGAAUGUUUGGAGAGAUUCUGGCGAACAGAGGAGCUGACCAACACCGAUACAUAUUCUGUAGAGGAGCGAAGAUGCGAGACCCUGUAUCAGUCUACUGUCUCCCGAAAUGAAGAAGGACGCUACAUCGUGCGUUAUCCCCGCAAACCCGACUUUGAAGUCAUGAUUGGUGAAUCCCGAAACAAUGCCCAGCGACAAUUCGAACACUUGGAAAAGCGACUGGAACGGGAUCCACAUUUGAAAGAAGAAUAUCGCAAGUUUAUCAAGGAGUAUAUCUCUCUCGGCCACAUGCGGUUGGUCGAAGCUGACGAUGAUGAUGCUCCUGCGUACUACCUGCCCCACCACCCCGUAGUUAAGGAGGAAAGUACGACGACCAAGGUUCGGGUCGUGUUUAACGGCUCAGCGAAAACUUCCACCGGCUUCUCGCUUAAUGAAGCUCUUUGCGUGGGUCCCGUGGUGCAGGACGAUCUUCUGGAUAUUAUUCUUCGAUUCCGUACCUUCCCCAUCGCUCUCGUUGCCGACAUUGCCAAAAUGUACCGGCAAAUACUCGUACACCCCGAUGACGUCAGGUUCCAGCGCAUCCUGUGGCGAUUUUCCGGGAAAACACCAAUUCAAGUAUACGAGUUGCUAACCGUGACGUACGGCUUGGCUCCAUCUUCCUACCUGGCCACACGCACACUGCAGCAGCUAGCGGAAGACGAAGGCGCAGCGUAUCCGAUUGGCGGUCCAGCGCUCAAGAAGAACUUCUACGCGGACGACUUCAUUGGUGGUGCCCAAUCUAUUGAAGAAGCGAUCCGUCUGCGUACCGAGCUCGACGAGCUACUACCGAAGGGUGGUUUCGAGUUGCGGAAGUGGGCCUCUAACCGUCUUGAGGUGUUGCAAGGUCUCAGCAACGAGCAAGUUGGGACACAAUCCGCCCUUCAGUUCACUCCUGAGGAAUCCAUCAAAGCGCUUGGGAUCAUUUGGGAACCUGAAGGCGAUUUUCUCCGUUUUGAUUCCAAGAUGCAGUUCAGCGAUGCAGUUCCAACCAAGCGGUCCAUUCUGUCCGAUACAGCCAGGCUUUUCGAUCCUCUUGGACUCAUCGCCCCGGUGGUCGUUCGUGCUAAAAUCGUUAUCCAGGAAUUAUGGCUGCUUUCCUGCGACUGGGAUGACCCGGUACCAGAACCCCUCCGUUCGAAAUGGGAAUCUUAUCAACAGGAGCUAUUGAAGAUCUCCGAACAUCGUGUAGAUAGAUACGCCCUUCUUUCCGAUUCCGUCGUUCAGAUGCAUACUUUCGCUGAUGCAUCCCAGUCCGCAUAUGGUGCCUGCACCUACGCCCGAUGCGAAGACAGACAAGGGCGAGUAAGAAUCCAGCUUCUAGCUUCGAAGUCCCGUGUAGCGCCGCUGAAACGAAUCACAAUCGCCCGCUUGGAACUGUGUGCGGCUGUGAUGGCCGCUCAUCUACACUCUCGCAUCAAGAAUGCCAUUGACAUCAAGGUUUCCGCUUCUUACUUCUGGUCGGAUUCCUCAGUGACACUGCAUUGGUUGCGGUCACCUCCAAACGUCUGGCCUACAUACGUGGCAAACCGAGUGGCUGAAAUACAGCAGUACACACAAGGCUGCGAAUGGAAGCAUGUUCGUGGAGUUGACAACCCUGCCGACUUGGUCUCUCGAGGAAUGACGGUCGAAGACUUCCUGAACAGCGACUUGUGGAGUCGUGGCCCCGAUUGGUUAUCUCAGCCAUCUCAAAGCUGGCCAAUUUCGAUUCCUCCGGGUGUUCCAAAGGAAGAGGUGAAAACCAUCGUGGCGGUCACUCAAGCGUCAUCAACAAUCAAUCCGUGGUUCUCUCGCUGGUCCUCCUAUAGUCGCUUGCUUCAUAUCGUCGGAUACUGUAUGCGCUUCGUCAGAAACACCCGAUCGAAAGUCCGCACACAACCUUCACACUCAGCUGUUCCCACUUCACACCUGCUCACCGUAGAGGAGAUCAAUAAGACCAAAGCAUAUCUGACCCGAUUGGCCCAGGAAGAUGGCUAUUCCGCCGAAAUAAAGCAGCUGAAGGAGGGGAAGCCCGUUUCAAAACAGUCGCACAUCCGUAAAAUGACUCCAUUCUUCGAUCCAGAGGGAGUCUUGAGAGUGGGAGGACGUCUUGAAUUUGCUCUUAUGCCCUACCAAGCUAAACAUCCUGCCCUAAUCCCUACCAACCAUCCGUUCACCCACCUAAUCGCUGAACACUUCCAUCGCAAACUGCUUCACGGCGGCGGGCGCUUUCUGUUGACUGCCAUUCGCGAGGAGUAUUGGCCACCCAGAGGUCGAAGGCUCGUCCACAGUGUGGUUCGGAACUGCUUCCGAUAUACGCGUCUCAACCCAGUACCGGCUCAGCAGCAACUAGGACAGCUGCCUUUCCAUCGAGUCGUUCCAAGCCGUCCGUUCAGCAUCACGGGAGUUGACUACGCUGGUCCUGUAUAUCUUCGCCCAAUCCACAAACGCGCCUCGUCAUCAAAAGCGUAUCUGUGCCUCUUUGUGUGCUUUUCGACCAAAGCAGUGCACUUAGAGUUGGUCAGCGACCUAUCUACUCAAGGUUUCCUGACUGCUCUUCGACGCUUUAUUGCCCGACGUGGAAGGCCUUCCCGCAUCUAUUCGGACAACGGGAAGAACUUCGAAGGAGCAAGAAACGAGCUAGCUGAGAUGUUCGCCAAAUUCCACGACCGAGCCCAGCAGGACGAAAUCAUUGCCACCUGCAACGACGAAGGUAUCACCUGGCACAUGGUUCCUCCAAAAGCUCCACAUUUCGGUGGCCUGUGGGAGGCAGCCGUCAAAGUGGCGAAAAAGCACCUCUACCGAACCCUGGGAACAACUCGCUUAUCGUUCGAGGAAAUGGCCACCGUCCUCACGCAAAUUGAAGCAGCCAUGAACAGCCGACCAUUGCUUCCGAUGACCGAAGACCCCAACGACGUGGCCGCUUUGACUCCAGCUCAUUUCCUCAUCGGAUCAUCGCUGCUUGCUCUGCCCGACCCAGAUCUGCGACACCUGCCUGCGUACAAACUUGACCACUACCAGCAGCUGCAACUGCAUGCGCAGCAAUUCUGGAUGCAUUGGAAGAAGGAGUAUCUGCAAGAGCUGCUGAAGGACACCCGAUGUUGGAUGCGCAACAACGACAUUACUCCGGGAAAGCUUGUCAUCGUAGUCGACGAGAUGCAACCACCGAUUCGAUGGCCCCUUGCUCGGAUCGAAGCCAUCCAUCCUGGAGGUGAUGGAUUAACGAGGGUUGUUGAUCUACGGACCGCUGGUGGCGGUAUCAUCACUCGACCUAUCGUCAAGAUCUGCAUGCUUCCGUGUUCCAUGGGCACCCAGAACGACGAAGAAAACUCCAGCACCAUCGUUGAUGCCCAUAGCACUAGAUAA
Molecule: messenger RNA, 5328 nt
Organism: Toxorhynchites rutilus septentrionalis
Lineage: Eukaryota; Metazoa; Arthropoda; Insecta; Diptera; Culicidae
Exons: 1
Coding region: 1-5328 (1775 amino acids)
Biological process (GO): DNA integration
Molecular function (GO): nucleic acid binding
Source: RefSeq, a predicted model, not a curated record